Messenger RNA from Selaginella moellendorffii, 1178 nucleotides. Its product is annotated as PH, RCC1 and FYVE domains-containing protein 1. The transcript has 5 exons. Lineage: Eukaryota; Viridiplantae; Streptophyta; Lycopodiopsida; Selaginellales; Selaginellaceae. The record is from RefSeq and is a predicted model, not a curated record. Bases 191 to 1105 code for a protein of 304 amino acids.
CAUCGCUCUUUGUGGAGAAGGCCAAGCCCCGGCUGGGAAACGUUGGAGUGACUUGCGGGCUCUUCCAUUCGGUGCUCUUUGCCGAGCAGGAUGUUUUUGUGUGGGGGAAGGGCGAUGCUGGAAGGCUGGGCAUAGACACGGAGUUUAACCAGUACAAGCCUUCCGUGAAUAACAGGAUCAAGAGGUCCAAAUGGGGAGCGCUGGAGGAUUGCACAACAUCGCUCUCACGGAGGUUGGAAAUGUGUAUACAUGGGGCUUUUGGUGCUCUAGGCCAUGGAUCAUACGAGCGAGAGCUGAUUGUUGGAGGCCCGUGGAAAGACAGGAUAGUUCACGUUUCGGCCAGGGCCGCAGUCACGGAAAGUGGCAAGCAAAGUUCUCUUUUUUUCUUGAGGAAGUCUCAUUGUUUUCUUCUUCUUCUUUCUUCUGUAAAAGCGAGCUUUACACAUGGGGGAGAGACGAGGGUGAAGGAAGGCUCGGGCAUGGAAAUCCGGACAUCAUGGACGAAGGUGCAUUGAGCAGGCCGACGAAGGUCCAAGCGAUAGACGUUCUCAUCGCCUCGGUUUAUUGCGGGGGAUUUAUCACAAUGGCUCUCACUAAGUCGGGUCAAUUAUGGUCCUGGGGAGGGAAUGCAAACCAUGAGCUUGGCCAUGGAACGAGAGCGAAUAACUGGAAGCCCAAGGUUGUAGCCGCUCUGGAAGAUGUGACUCUAGUGCAAGUAGCUUGUGGUGGAUUCCAUGCCGCUGCUCUCACUCAGGACGGGAAAGUGAUUACAUGGGGAUAUGGUGGAAAUGGCCAACUUGGUCAUGGGACUUGGAAAACGGGAAAGAGCCGGCUAUUGUCGAGGCCUUGCAUUGCUUGCGGACCGGCUUGGACAGCGGCAAUCACUGAGAAUGAGACACGGCGAUCGUCACCACCUUGCGAAACUUGUCCGCUAAGAAAGAUGGGAUCAAUGGCAGCUCUAAGAACCAUCCUGGUGUCAACUGCUGUUUGCACGUCUUCGACCCCAGGGUUGGCUUGGAAGCCUGUCUCGAAUCCCAGCCAAUCCACCACCACGAAGCCAUCGUCGACGGGACACAUGAUGUCCAGCGGCGGCGUAUGCAGGUGAGCAGAGCGGCACAAGGAUCCCAUACAGCUGAUUCGGAUGAAUCACGGGCGUCGGCGGCGGAGUAAAGUUCCAU